UGACCGAGCUACCUACCUACCUUUCUACCUACCUACCUACCUACACCAAUAGAUAGAUAGAUCGUACAUGAACCAUGCAUUAUAUUUCAGUUCUUUAAGCCCCGUAUCCGCUUAUACUUUUCUAACGUAUCAUUUGCUCCGAUAUUGUUACAGCCUGGAGGAGAGAUGUACUUCAGCGACAUGUACGCCGACCGGGUCGUGCCGGAUCGCGUCAAACAGGACAAAGUCAUGUGGGGUGAGGGUUUCGCGGGCGCGCUGUGGUGGGAAGAUCUGGUGAGUAUGGCCGGGGAGGUCGGCUUCUCCACGCCCAGGCUGGUCAAGGCAGCCCCCAUCAACGUCAAGAAAUCCGUCCGGGAAAUAACUGGAGAUGUUCAGUACGUGGCGGCGACCUACAGACUGUUCAAGGUCACGCAGAACGGAAACAGUGUGACCUCUGACGUCACCUACAACGGCUCCGUCACCGGACAUGACGUCACCAUCGCUCUGGACAAAAACAGCACCUUUCAGGUUGGUUCUGUGACUGAGGUUGACUCGGAGCUCUCUGCCAUUAUCCAACAGUCCAGGUUUGCUUCGGCUUUCACUGUUGUAGCAAGCAAGACCGCGGAUGGAGAAAAGACCAUCCCAGUGAACCCAUUCGCUGGUACCACGCGCACGGCCGCCUAGAUGGGAACAUUUAAGUUUUACUGCCACGGCUGUCAUUUCAAAACCAAGACAAUAAAAAUGUGCUGUUCUUUGGAGAUGACCUUAGAAUGUGUGUUAUGUAAAAGGAUUAUCUGUAUUAUCUUGUAUGUUUUUGAGUAGAAGGUGUUAUAUUAGCAACUUUUGCUUUUUGCCCAAUAUUCAAUAAAUAAAAAAAAUAAAUACAAGAAUCC
Messenger RNA from Branchiostoma belcheri (Belcher's lancelet), 872 nucleotides. Its product is annotated as arsenite methyltransferase-like. The record is from RefSeq and is a predicted model, not a curated record. The coding region runs from base 166 to 663 and encodes 165 amino acids. The transcript has 5 exons. NCBI's taxonomy places the organism in Eukaryota, Metazoa, Chordata, Leptocardii, Amphioxiformes, Branchiostomatidae.